This is a messenger RNA of Polistes canadensis, 735 nucleotides long. RefSeq lists its product as uncharacterized. NCBI's taxonomy places the organism in Eukaryota, Metazoa, Arthropoda, Insecta, Hymenoptera, Vespidae. Bases 6 to 479 code for a protein of 157 amino acids. The transcript has 2 exons. The record is from RefSeq and is a predicted model, not a curated record.
AAAAAAUGAGUGCAACGAACGAAAAAUGUACAAAAUGUCAUGGUGAUCAUGAGACAGGUAGCAUUUACUGUCCAAAAUUACACGAUAAAAGAAUAACUGAUUCUACCAAAAUAUCAUUAACCAAAUCAUUGGAUAACAGUUACAUUGUGCAAAUAGUUUCCAUAGGUAUUCGACCUGACAAUUUUUACGAGGCUAAGAUGUUACUAGCACCGGAAGUUGACAUGUCCUCCACGAAAAUAACUGUUAAGGGUAAUAACCUUCGAGUGAGCGUUCUAAGACGUCUAAGGAAAGAUUUAUCGGAUAUUAUUGAAAAAUCGGUAUCUAACGAUUUAACAAAAUUGAUUAUUAAACAUCGAGAAAACUUACUUAUACCGGAAACUAUAGACAGCGAUGAAAUACGUGCUGUAGUAGACAAUAAACAUAGAAUGCUCAUUCUAACUGCACCUAGUAUUAAACCUAGUAAAAUACGAAAAAUGUGAUUAAUUAAAAUAAAUCUUUGUCAACUUGUACGUGUAAGUUAAAUGUACAAUAGAUUUGUAAAAAUAAUGUUUUCAGGAAUAUUUUAAGUAACCCGUAUUUUUUUACAGGAUAUAUAAAAAAACUGGUCAUUCUUAUUUUUUUUGUGCCAUCAACUUUGGAAACAGUUAAUCGAAACAAAAGAAUUAAUCUAAUCAAUAAUCUAUGUAAUUCUAACAUUUUGCAAAUGCCAGGUUAAGUUCUAUAACAGAUACCUGC